Messenger RNA from Myxocyprinus asiaticus (Chinese sucker), 5444 nucleotides. Its product is annotated as small conductance calcium-activated potassium channel protein 2-like. The record is from RefSeq and is a predicted model, not a curated record. Gene Ontology annotation, cellular component: plasma membrane; neuronal cell body; neuron projection. The coding region runs from base 1 to 2583 and encodes 860 amino acids. Gene Ontology annotation, molecular function: small conductance calcium-activated potassium channel activity; calmodulin binding. Lineage: Eukaryota; Metazoa; Chordata; Actinopteri; Cypriniformes; Catostomidae. Gene Ontology annotation, biological process: potassium ion transmembrane transport. The transcript is spliced from 9 exons.
AUGAGGCUGGUCCUGGUCAAACCUACCAAUGAAACGGGCCUUCUUGACUCCACCGGGGCUGCACGCAGCGAAAGGGUGCCGGAGCAUUGCAACGCAAAGCGGCACUCGCAAUCCGCCGCAGGUGAGGGGGGUAUGCAGCAUCGGUACUCUGGAGCUGUCCACCAGCACCACCACCACCUCGCGGAGCACAGGGGCGUCCAGAGCACCGCUGCCCCUAGACAAACCACCCCGGUGUGCAGUCUGUCUGAGCCAAAAGAGAGCCAACAGAAGCUGCCCAGCCCAUUUGGUUCAGCAGCACCAGUGCUAAGCCAAGGGAGCAACCCAAGUCUGCCAGACUGUUCCAAACACUCCCUAAAUCGGCAGCAGAGCAUUCAAGGAGCUGCCACGCAAGCGGAGAGGUUGGACCCCCAGUGCAAGCAGUGUCGCUUGUCAGAGUCGGGGAAUCCAUGCGCCUGGAGUGCGUCGCAAUCGGGUCAGCAUCAUUGCCAAGCAGAUCCUUUCGCGUGCAGCUGCGGAUUGCACGAGCAACAGCAUCAAACACAGCGUCACAAGCCGAACCAUUCGAAACCGCUCGUUUUGUGCAAUCCGACAGACGUGCAGCCGCAGCUACAGGUCCAGCAGCAGCGGUUGCUGAGGAGCAGCCUGCCCAACUGCUGCGUGCGGGGAUCCGUGGAGCUGAGAAGACAGCAGCCCUCUCUGCUGCAGCACUUCCACUCGCGACAGUGCCAUCACGCCCGUGCAUGCACGCCUGAUAGAUGCCAGAGAGCCAGGAGCUCCGUUUCACCGCGGAGUAAAAGCAGUCCGCUCUCCUCCGACAGUCGGCUGUGGCUCGAGGAGAAUAAACACAGACACGAAGGGCAGAAGGUGAAUGCGGAUGCCAACAGGCUGAGCCAUGCUGGAUCGCGGCCUUCCCUGUCCCAUGGCGGCCAGCAGUAUCCUCAGAUAGCCAUGAACAGCUGCAAGUACAAUGGGGGCAUAAUCAGACCACUCGGCAGUCUGGGGGCAUCCCGGAGGAACCUAGCAGAGCUGGACUCUGAGACCCAGCCUUUGCAGACCCUACACACUUCUGGGCUGGAGGUGUUGGUCUCCAAAGGGAACGGGGAAGACCCAAGUAAGCAGUCUACUGAGAACCUGGUGAGACGAAGACCAAGCAGUGCUCCACAUAAGAAGAACAAGGACAUUGGCUAUAAGCUUGGGCAUCGGAGGGCGCUGUUCGAGAAGCGCAAACGCCUUAGUGACUACGCCCUGAUUUUUGGAAUGUUUGGGAUUGUUGUUAUGGUGACAGAGACCGAGCUCUCCUGGGGAGUUUAUACAAAGGAAUCCUCAUAUUCAUUUGCACUGAAAUGCCUUAUUAGCCUCUCCACUGUUAUUCUGCUCUGUCUGAUCAUAAUGUACCACGCACGAGAGAUUCAUCUCUUCAUGGUGGACAAUGGGGCAGACGACUGGCGGAUAGCCAUGACAUACGAGCGUAUCCUCUUCAUCAUGUUGGAGCUCCUGGUGUGUGCCAUCCACCCCAUUCCUGGUCAGUACGUCUUCACGUGGACCGCACGCCUGGCCUUCACCUACACCCCAUCUGUGGCCGACGCAGACGUGGACAUCAUCCUCUCCAUUCCCAUGUUCCUGCGGCUGUAUCUAAUUGGCCGGGUCAUGCUCCUGCACAGUAAGCUCUUUACGGACGCCUCGUCACGCAGUAUCGGAGCGCUCAAUAAGAUCAACUUUAACACACGCUUUGUCAUGAAGACUUUGAUGACUAUUUGUCCAGGCACAGUGCUGCUGGUUUUCAGUAUAUCAUCAUGGAUCAUUGCUGCCUGGACUGUGCAUGUCUGUGAGAGAUACCAUGAUAAAGUCGAAGUCACCAGUAACUUCUUGGGAGCCAUGUGGUUGAUCUCUAUAACCUUCCUGUCCAUUGGUUAUGGAGACAUGGUGCCUAACACGUACUGUGGGAAGGGAGUGUGUCUACUUACUGGAAUCAUGGGGGCUGGCUGCACUGCCUUAGUGGUUGCUGUCGUAGCCAGAAAACUAGAGCUCACCAAGGCUGAGAAGCAUGUUCAUAACUUUAUGAUGGACACUCAACUCUGCAAAAGAGUGAAAAACACGGCUGCUAAUGUACUCAGGGAAACAUGGCUAAUCUACAAACAUACUAAACUUGUGAAGAAGAUCGACCACGCCAAGGUCCGGAAACAUCAGCGCAAGUUUCUGCAGGCCAUUCAUCAACUGCGAAGUGUGAAGAUGGAGCAGAGAAAGCUGAAUGACCAAGCAAACACGCUGGUUGACUUAGCAAAGACACAGAAUGUGAUGUAUGAUCUGGUCUCGGAGCUUCAGGAGCGCAGCGAGGAGCUAGAAAAGCGGAUUGGUCACCUAGAGACAAAACUGGACUCCAUAAACAGCAGUCUGCAGGCUCUGCCUGGCCUGCUCUCACAAGCCAUACAACAGCAACAGCACCUCCUGCUGGAUGGGCUGACACAGCGCGGAUUCACCCUCACACAACCCUCGUCGCAGGCCUCUGAGCGUUCCUGGACGUCAUCAGUACACCGACGACGAUCACCCUCGACUGCACCACACACGUCCUCUGACAGUGGCUAGCAAGCUUGCACACACUCUAAACCAUACUUUAAAACACCCACACACACUCCCACAGACCUCUGUUAUCAACUAACACUGCUAAAUAUACUUUUAGUACUAAAACGUUAACAAGAAUGACAACUUCAACACAAAGAGAAAACAAUUUAAUGAUUUAACACAUGGUAGAGAUAUGGUUUAUGUUUAGCCAUUGUAUGGCUGAUUAAAGUUAGCUUUUUUGUAAAGCCCUUGUAUAGUAAUGGACUGGAUUCAGAUUGCAGAGGGGUGGAAUGGAUUUAUAUAAAGGUAUAGUUAGGGGGGAAAACAUUAAAUGGAAUUAAACCAAUGAAAAUGAAGAGGAUUUAAAUAAAAAGGAUAAAUGCAAUGGAGAGGAAGUCACCUGAAAGACUUCCUGUCCAUGACAGUGUUUGAAGAUGUAGGCUGAAGAUGUUCGGAAUGUGAUACUAAUUUGCCAUUUACUAAAUACUGCACAGUAUACUGUACACUGUAUACUUCCUACUAUUAAAAAAAGUAAAUGAAACGGUAGGAUUUAUUCCAAGAUAAAUGUUCUAAACAAUAGUGUGCUACAUUGUUGACACAUGACCUCAUCACAUUGCACGUGAAUGGCAUCAGGUUAUCUUGGAAAUAAAAAUAGUUAUUUUGUAUUUUUAGUUCAGUUUCAUCUUAAUUCAAUGUCUUAAAUUUUGCCCGUAAAUAAUAAGCCAAAAAAGAGAUUUUGUGAAAUUGUGGUUGUAAUUACUUUGUAACACUGGAAGUGGAAGACAAGUAGAGUGUGCUCUGUUGUAUAGUGCACAUUUUGGCAAAUGUAGUACGUCAUCUGGGUGUUCUAUGCAUAUAGAAAAAUUGCAUACUGGACACAGUAUACAGUACAUACUUUGUACUGCAGGAAUAGUAAGACUCAUAAGUUAGUAUGCCAUUCCAAACAAAGCUUUAGAGCUGAUGGGGCUGAGCAGGGGCCUUUGGAAGAUAAAUGGGUGGAUGGUUGAAAACUAAAGGUUCAAUUGAUCUUAGGUAUUCAAAGUCAAAAAGGUAAUAAUAAAAAAGCAAGAAAGUCAUAAAUUAAAUAGUGUUGCCAAAUGCAUAUUUUAGUUUUUGCAGUCCAAUUAGACUGAUAAAUCUUUCCAUAAAUCAUGCCACACAAACUUUCCUUAUAUCAUUCUGACCAUACAUGAGUUCUAGGAAGAUAAUUUGCAUUAUCAUAAUAGGAAUAAACAAUAAAAUGCUCAAACAAAAUGUUGUGCUGUACGUGCACUGGGCUCCCACAAUUUUUGAUCUAUGAGUUUCAAAGAUUUUUCCAUUACCUUUCCAGUUGUUUUCAGUUAAAACCAUUCAAAUUCAUAAACGAUUCAUUAAUGAAUCAUUCAGACCAAUUUGUGAGCCGGUUUGACUGAGUCAUUGAAAAUUACCAACUCAAAAGAACGGUUUGCUCACAAAUCAGACAUCACUAUGGCUUGUAAGGAAGUUUUACUCAACACAAGAGCAAUAUUUAACCAAUUAAAUAUUUUAGAGCAGAGAACUAGAAAAAUGUAUAUUUGUUAUAGAAAUUCUCAUGACUUUCACAAUUAUAUUUCUUUCCAUGAAUUUUACAAAAUUUCCUGAUUCCAGGUUUUCCCUCGCCAUGGGAUCCCUGCUUGCAAUUCCGAUAAGGAUAUAGAAGCCUUCCAGCAACUUUUUUUUUGUGUCUUACUGACAACUUUAGAGGAAUCACAUAAUACAAGGUCAAUCACCAUCUAGUACAAUUCAUUCAUAAAUGUAGGCAGAACUUCCAAGGGUCUUUACAGCUCCAAUGUACAAGGGAGCCUGGGGACAUAACAGAACAGACUUGGCUGAAGGAAAUACACCCCACCCCUUGCAUGUUUCAGUGCAAAUGAUGAUAAUGAUUUUCUCUUAAUUUUUCCUUUGUUUUUGUUUUUGUUUUUCUCUCCUUUUUUACAGAGAUUCCUUUUUAUUAUUUACAUAGAUUUGUAUAGCUUUUAGGGGAUAGGCAGGGUGGCAGCAUAGUUCAAAACAUGCAUUCAUUGAUCAAAUACUGUGUGAAAACAAUUCACCUAAAUGAGAAUGUAGAAAUUAACAAGAGGAGAUGAAUCCCACACUUGGAUAUUCUGAUCAAUUACAUGAAAUUAACUGAUUUGGUUCCCAGUUCUGGGUUUAGAAUGAAAAUCAUCCAGAUGUAAUUGUCUUUAUGGGUUUGAAAAACAGCAAACUGCCUUUACUGUGUGUCUUUGGCCUUGUUGACCAAGCUGUAGCAGAUUUACAUAAUGUUGGGCUCCAAUUUAAAGGAAUAAAUGAAGAAAUUCAGUACCUGGUUACGCUGAAUUUUUAUCGACCUUUUCUUUAUAUUGGAAAUGUUGUCUGUACAUAACAGGCUUUCAAUGCCAUCAGAUUACAAAUUCAGAUUUUAUGUAGAUUCUUCACUGUUUCAAAUCCAUAACCUCUAACUUGCACAUUUGUAUAGGACAACAACAGCAUAAGGCUUACACUCAGUGGUAAUGAAUGACACAGGAUGUAGAAAUAGCAGUUCCUGUAUUACUUGCAGUUAACCAUCUAUAGAAUUUUUGUGCAGAAGAAAAUGGACAGCAUUUUUAGCCCACAUAUAACAAGGCACUUUAAAGCCUGUAACUCAAGUGCUUUCAUUUUCCUGAUUGUUCAUCCAUCCAUCUAGUCCUCUAUACUGUACCUCCUCUGCAUUUGUGCAUUCACGCACUCUUUUGUGGCUUGGCACAACAAAAUGAAUCCAAGUUUAUCUUCACAAAUUCAACUGAUUCAACUAAAAAAGUGUUUUGUCAGCUUUAUUUAAUCCAUGUGUGUUCGCACAACAUUAAUAUUUUUUCUUUGGUUAACUGAAACUGGGCAGAGGAUUUCUA